Messenger RNA from Acromyrmex echinatior (Panamanian leafcutter ant), 4663 nucleotides. It is a transcript of the gene mute, whose product is annotated as gon-4 like protein muscle wasted. Gene Ontology annotation, biological process: regulation of DNA-templated transcription. The record is from RefSeq and is a predicted model, not a curated record. Gene Ontology annotation, molecular function: transcription coregulator activity. NCBI's taxonomy places the organism in Eukaryota, Metazoa, Arthropoda, Insecta, Hymenoptera, Formicidae. Gene Ontology annotation, cellular component: nucleus.
CAGUUUGAACAGCUCGUGAAAAUAUACCUUAAUGACAACUCUGACAAGAGCCGGAAAUGGUUAAGAAGAUUGCUUGUUGUUGCACAAUUGAAAUAGUAACGUUUUUCAUAAAAAUAAAGUCGGUAUUUAUAAUUAACUGUAAAUUUAAUACAAGUUAUUUUCAUUAAAAUGGAAGAAUCAACAAAUAAGCCUGUGCAAAAUGACUCUGAUGUAUUGACAUCCUCGGUUUCCUUUAUCGAAUCACCCAAGAAAUGCAAUCUCUCUUUUUCAAUUAACUUUGACUUUAACGACGUUAAUAGUGAAAACUCAACUGAUUCCGAAAAUGCAGACUUACAAAUCGACAUAUCCGAAGUGGAUAAUUAUGAACCGUCUAGUAAACAUAAGAGAGAAGCUGUUGAAGAAGCAUCGGUACUUAAUGAAAUGGAAGAAGAGAUUGAGAGACAACUUGAUGCUAAAGCUGCCAAAACUAAUUUAACUGCCACUAAUGUCAAAAACAUUUUGAAACACGUAAUCCCCUACGAACAUUUAAUGACAAUGGUACAAAAAUGGCUUCAAGAUACUGAAAAUGAUAUUAAUAUUGGUCCUAAACUCACACGAGCUAAAGCUAAAAAAUUAGCAGCUGCCAAAGUCGAUAUACUAUGGCCUAUUACUACAGCACAAAAAACUUCCUCUGAAGUACAAGCUUUAAUUCAGGAGGAGCUACCAGAAGAUUCAUCUGAUGAAGAAUAUAAUCCUGAACAUGAUAAACAGAGUGAUGAUGAUAGAGAAAUAGAAAUUACAGGAAAUAGUGAUAUUGAGUCACAAUUAUCACUAUCAACAAAUAGUAAGAAUAUAGCUUCUUCUCAACAACAAAUGUCAUCGCAUAUACUAUAUGAUUCUGAAGGAAUUUUCAAAAUACCUGCUGUCCCGCCUAUUACAACAGAAGAAGAGAGUAUUGGCCAAAGAACGCGCUCCAAGUUAUCUUUAAGCGAAACUUCUUUGGAGGAAAUAGAGCAAGCAUUUAUACCACCUGAUAUAACUGCUGAUAUGACUGACGAUUGGGAUUGUGAACUUGAUGAAGAUUGGGAUAACUUCUUAAAAGAAUUUACGCAACCUUUGACGCAAGAACCAGCUGUAGAAGAUGAUCCAGACGCAGAUCCAGAAUACAAUAUCUUGGAGGAUGAAACAGAUUUAUGGGACAAGGAAGAGCUUAGAACAGAUAGAGCAGUAGAAGUUCCUCGUAAGGAGCAAUAUGAUUUGAUUGCAGAAUUACUUGAAUUAACUCCUAUGUUCUCAACACAAGAACAAGAAGUAUCAAGAAAAAAGAAAGUUCUAGAUAAUACGACACCACCAAUUGAGAAUGAUGCUAUGAAUUCCUCUGUAGUACAUCUUUUACCAGUACUUGCAGAAUCUGAAAUGCCAAAAUUGAUGGAUUAUGAACGUCUUCUAUUAGCAACACAAUUCCAACAACACGUACAACUAAUGGCACAGCAUUUUGUUAUGACUUACAUGCAUCCAGAAUAUCAUUUAUUGGCAAAAGUAUGUAAACAGAACUUGAAUAGUUUAAGAUAUUUGAGCAAUGGACCGAAAUCUGCAUUUAAUAUAAAAAAUUUGGAAGCAGCUUUAAAAUUGAUAUCAACUUGGGAAAAUAAGUUUAAUGACAUAAAGUUUUAUGCAAACUUCAAAAAAAAUGUAACUAAUGAAACUGCUAAAACUAAAAUGUAUUGUGUAAAUAAAUAUAAAUAUAUCGAACAAUUUCUCCCUGAAUUAGAGAAAUUAUUUGUUGAAAGUAAGGCUCUUAUGUAUCCACAUCUUCUACCGUCGAUACCUUUCAGAAAUGGAGUUAAAUACAAGAAACCUGUAUAUUCAAAAGCGGAGGAAAUUUUAAUUGCACUAGGCAUAGAACAGUUUUUGCCAUUUGUUUCUUCUAAAUCAAAAAAAUUUCAUACAAAGAAAAUGCAGUUGUUCGACGCAGUUCAACUUAUUAGCCAUUAUCUAUUACCAUGUAGAGAUGCACAAGGAAUAUUGCAUCAUAUUUAUAAAAGACGUUGUUCUAAGGAUGAAAAUCCAAUCAAGUAUUAUUUUGAAAAAGGUUGCGCUCCUAAAAUAGUACAUUAUGUAACAUCUGAAUUUCCACUGAAAGCUCCAAAGGAUCAAUCAAUAGAACUUUUACCUCUAAAAUGGCAAACAUAUCUUCAGAAAGAACAUAAAAAUGAUUUGACAAAAAGUAGAUACAUAUUUGACUCGUACAGUAAUCUUUCUCUUGCUAAAGAAGGGAUUAAUAUGAACGCAAUAAUGAAAUCAUAUCCUAGUAUCCCUAAUAACCAUCUUUUACGAAAUCCAGUUGUAAAUAUGUUACCAAAGAUAUUACCUGCAACUUUAAAUCCCAAAGCUUCGUCUAAAAUAGAUAAUUCUACUAAAAAAAGUUGCAAAUUCGAUAGCGGCGAAGAUAAAAAAAUAGUUGAUAAUAGUACACAAAAUACGGAAAUACAUAAAAGAAAAACGGCGGUACAUAAAGGGCAUACAAAUUCUUGCCCCUCAAAAGCAAAUAUUUCAGAUGUAGAGCCAAUACAAACAGAUAAAUCAUUAGAUAAAAAUAAUAUAAAAUUAAAUACUGUAUUAACUAGAAGUUCAAAAAUGUCCAAGGAGUCUCCACAAAUAUCACCAGAAUUACCACAAAUACGAAAGACCACUCCACGAUUAGCAAAAACAAAAAGUGCCCAAAAUAUGAAAUUGAUGGCACAAGCUUUAGGUUCAAAAAACUCGUUCAAUUGUAGUACCUUGAAAUCUAAAGAAAAGGAUGCCGCAGAUAAGAAUAUUGAUGAACAUUGUUCCACGUCAAAAGUUGAUAAUGAAGAAGAAAUAGCAGAAUUAAUGUUAGCCAGUAGUACAAUAAUAAAAGAUCCGGUAAGUAGAAAAAAGGCUAAACAAACUAGAGAAUUAGAAAUUAUUAAAAGAUUAUUAAAAGCUGAAAAUCCGUUGACUGAAGAAGAACGUGAAGCAAAAUUUGCAGCGUCAUAUCUUCAGAAACUACACUUGAUAUUAGAAUCCAAUGAUCCAGAAACGUUUAAGGCUGUGAUAAAGUUAUUUUUGGAUUAUAGUGAAAAAUUAGACAGUAUUAACCAUACAGUUACUGAUCCAUCAAUAACUGAUGGAUCUGAGGACUUUCCAACAAAUAAACAGAUAGAAGAUAAUGCAAUUAAAAAAGAUAUACUAACAAUUCAAUUAUAUCAAGAAAUUUGUAAAAAAUUACAAAAUUAUCCAGAAGUAUGUACGGACUUUGUAUUAUUUUUAAAACCACAUCAAGCUGCAAUAAUUGGUAAAUCUGCCGAAUAUAUGAUGUUACAAAAAAUGAACGAUUUUGUUCAUGUCGCUCAAAUAUAUUUUGCUAAGCAACCAUCACGGAUAGCAAAGAUGAUGCAGGCAAUUACACAACUUUCAUCUGAUCCAUGCACAACUUUAGAAAAUGUCUAUGCCGUUAUGAAUACUGUUUUUAAAGGUCAUCCACUCGUUAUGGAUUUGUUCUUACAAAUCCUACCUACCGCAAAACCUCCCGAAAGUUUGUUUGCACCUCAUAUGUUUGAAAAUAUGACAUGUCCAUUAGGACCUUAUGAUAAAAAUACAACUUACAUGGAAAAUGCAUCAGAGUUAUAUGAAAAUAUAGAAUUACCAACAGCAACAUAUCAGGAGGAUCCAUAUGGUGGGGAGAAUUGUAAAUGUGAUUGUCAUAAUAUUGAUGAAGCAAGUUCGAAAAAUAAUUCUGAACAUUGUGUUUCCUGUGGUAUACGAUUUCUUAAUGGAAGAAUUUAUCUUCAAACACCUGAAGGAUUACGACCUGCAAAAAUUACAUUUGCCGGAGAGGAUCGGGAGAAAUUAGAAAAUAUUGCACGAAUAUCAUUAAAAAUUGCUGAUAAAGCUAUUCCAUCAAUUUCUUCUAAAAAACGACGGAAGUCAUCAAAAAAUAAUUCUAAUCACGAAGAUCUUUGUAAAAAACAGUGCGCUACAAAAUACUCGUCAAUAAAAGAUAAUGAAGAUAACGAAAAGGCAAUAACAAAGUCAAAAAGAAAUGUCAAAUUUACACUCAAAACAGAUCAAAGAAAAAUUUUAAAAAGAAUAGGGAUUGUAGAUCACGCAAUUGCAGAGAAAAGAAUGCGCAUAUCUCAGUGCAAGAAUAAACGAGAAAAAAAGAUUGAAGAAAGUGAUGUUUCAUUAGAGCAAAAUGAACCUGAUAUUAUAAGAUAUGAAAAAACAAGUGAAUUUAUGGAAACUGAAAAUAAUUCCUGUACACAAUUAUCAAUGCAAGAUAAUUUGUCAAGUACUGAAGUAAUUGCAAAAACACAAAUUUCUUCAAAUAUAAGUAAUAAUAUUAAUUCAAAAAAAAAUAUAGAAACAGUGCUUACAACGGAAAAUAAUAUAUCAUCGAAAUCCGAUUUAACUAAUGAUAAACCAUGGACACGUCAGGAAGAUAUGAUUUUGCUACAAAAUAUCAAAAAGGAAUAUUCUGAAAAUUCAUUCCUACUGAUUAGUGAAAAAUUAGAAAAUCGUACUGUUGAUCAAGUAAAAGAGAGAUGCCAAACUUUACUUUCUUUACUUCAGAAAAUGAUGUAAAUGUAUAUAUGUGUAUAUAAUGAAACCUGUGAUUUUGUAUUAUAAUAAAAGUACCAAAAAAGUACUACUACUUGUA